Messenger RNA from Carassius auratus (goldfish), 1300 nucleotides. RefSeq lists its product as uncharacterized. Bases 45 to 662 code for a protein of 205 amino acids. The transcript is spliced from 3 exons. NCBI's taxonomy places the organism in Eukaryota, Metazoa, Chordata, Actinopteri, Cypriniformes, Cyprinidae. The record is from RefSeq and is a predicted model, not a curated record.
UCCAUCAAAGACCUACUGAGACUGAGAACUUGUGGCACCCUAAAAUGUCUGAAAACCGACAAUUAAGCUACAAUAGGCAUGAUGAAAGUGAUGACGAAGCUGAUAUACCUUCUAUCAAACAAUUCCACCGUGAAGAAGAUGAGAGGGAUGAAGAAUCUUCUACCAAACAGACGCAGAACCGUGACAUUAAUGAAGUCGCAGAGGCUACUGUAAAAAAGCCAAAAGCUCAAGAUAUGAUAUCUAGAAUUAACACGACUGACAGAUUGAACAGACAACAAAAUACCAUUCAGGUUGGCAAUUAUUAUGUUAAAAAUGAAUCUUAUUUUUCAGAUUUGACAGACUUUAGAUUAUUUGCAGAAGUUGCACAAGCAGGACGAGCUCGUGCUGAAUACAGCAUAUUUGAGGCAGAAACCAAAGGUCCAAGCGCCUCAGCUGGUGCUGGAGUCAGUCCGGUUAAAGUCGAAGCAAUGGCUCGAGCUGAAGUUGCCAGUGCAUCAGCUAGUGUCGGUCCAGUUGGUGUGAAAGUGGGACUUGGAUUUGACACGGGUGCAUCUGUUGGUGAGGAUGGGGUGGAGGCCAAAAUCCUGGGAACUGGAUUCUCAAUUGGUCAAAAAAACAGCAUAUCUGUUCUGGGUUCAGAAGCAUCAUGUUCAGUCAUGUAGUCAUAGAGGUAUUAAUUACCUUGGAAUAUUGAUGUGUAACUUUUUACUACUGAACCAUGAAGAAAAAAAAAAAAAAUUUUAACCAGUUAUAAAGCAUAAUUAGUACCGUCAUUGAGUUAUAAUACACAGAAUUAUACUUUAACAAAACAAAAAUAAUGUUGUUUUCAGAUUUUAUAAUUCUACAAAUGUCACGACUUUUGUUUUCAUUUCAGAAUAAAUAUUUGUAUUUGAUUAUGUAUGUUUAUGGUUAUUGCUUUUCUCUUCAGAGCUGUCAUUCCAAGCUUUUAUGUUAAAAUAAUGUCUUCACUUUGGACUUCUGCAUCAAUCGUAGAAGUCACCAAAAUAUCUUACAUGCAAAGCAUAUCAUUAAAGGAACAGUGUACCAAAAAAAAAUUAUUUUCAUGACAUGAAAACUGAUUCGUGCUUUUGUUUCAUCUAGAUUGGAUUAUUGCAACUCAUUAUAUUUGGGGCUGUCUAAAAACCUGCUCUCGGGUUGCAACUGGUACAAAAUUCUGCAGCUAGACUGUUGAUGGGCACAAGGAAAUAAUCCAGUAUUUCUCCGGUGCUGGCGUCUUUGCAUUGGCUUCCUGUUGAUUUUAGGAAAUCAAUCAAUCAAUCACCUUUAUUUAUAUAGUGCU